AUGCUCUUGUCAUGCCAGCCGGCGGCCAAGAAGAGGCCGCUGGCCACGAGGUCCUUGAGCAAGUCAACGAGCCACGCGUCGCCGACAGGCAGCUGCCUACUCCUGAUAGCUGUCCUCGUUCUGAUCAGCUGCGGGGGAUCGCUCGCGGCCACGCAAAUCCGCUACGCUUCGCGCAUCGUCGAGACCAAGAGCGGACAAAUACGAGGGAUUCUUCAGGAGUUGAACAGCAGACACUUCGAUCCCGUCGAAGUGUUCCGAGGUGUACCGUACGCGGCGGCCCCCGUAGGAGAUUUACGAUUUCGACCACCGAUCUCUCCAAUACCGUGGGACGGUAUCAAACUGGCGGACUCCUUCGGCGCGGUUUGCCCCCAGCACUUUCCCGACAUCAGCAAUGACACAGAUGCACUCUUGCAAAUGCCUCGGGGCAGGUAUCAGCAGCUGAAACAUUUGCACGUGUUCCUGACCAAUCAGAGCGAGGACUGCCUCUUUCUGAACCUGUACAUACCCGGGAGCGGUUCUCGAGGAUUAGAAGCACCGUACGCGGUGAUGGUGUACGUUCACGGUGAAAGUUUCGAGUGGGGCACCGGGAACGUCUACGAUGGAUCCGUCUUAGCGAGUGCUGGCCACGUUAUAGUGAUCACGCUUAAUUAUCGUCUAGGAAUCUUAGGCUUCCUGAGGACCAGACCGUAUCCAGACAGGAGUCCAGGAUCGGGUGGAAAUCUGGCCCUGAAGGAUAUCGCGAUGGGAUUGCGGUGGGUACGCGAAAAUAUUGCAGCUUUCGGCGGGGAUCCGACUAAAAUCACGCUGAUUGGCCACGACACGGGCGCCGCUUUGGUGAACUUCCUGUUGCUUGCUCCUUACGGCAAGGGACUGUUCCAUCGCGUGGUAUUAUCAAGUGGUUCCGGACUAAGCCCGUGGGCCUCCGUUCACGAUCCAAACGACUUACGGUUAAAAGUGGCGCAGCAAAUAGGAUGCUCCGCGGAAAACGACGAAGAUAUCGCCGACUGUCUGCGUGGUAUUCCUCUUCGCAAGCUUAUGGCGGUUGAACUUCCGGAAAUCCGAUUCGUGCCUCGAAUUGGACCCGGUUUGCCAGUGGACCAAAACAAUCCGGACCCAGGUCUGGACAUGGAACGAGCCAGCGACACUUUCAUCAAGGUGCCGCUGAUACUGGGUGUCUCCACCACGGAAUCGAACCUCGAUUUCAACGCGAACGAUAUACAGUAUGGUUUCGAGGAGGAUCAUCGUAAUCGUAUCCUGCGAACGUUCAUCCGAAAUGCGUACGUGUACCAUUUGAACGAGAUCUUCUCCGCGGUGAGGAACGAGUACACGGACUGGGACAAGCCCGUUCUUCAUCCGAUUAUCAUCCGGGACUCGACCAUGGAGGCUUUAAGCGACGGGCACACGGUCGCUCCCCUCAUGAGGAUCGCUUUUUACCACGCCAGGAGAGGAGCCAAGACCUACUUCUACCAUUUCAGCCAUCAGACCAAGGACAGCGGAAACUCGCAGCGUCUCGGAAGCAUUCGUGGCGAGGACAUCCCAUACAUUUUCGGCCUGCCAUUGGUCGCCGGCGGAGCUUUCUUCCCACGGAACUACACCCGUCAGGACCAAGGCGUCGCGGAGGCGGUGCUCACGUUCUUCACGAAUUUCGCGAAAACCGGGAACCCGAACGAACCGCACAAAAUCGAAUCAGUGGACUACGGGACGCCGAAAGAGAAAACGCGGUAUCGCGAUCUCACGUGGGCGCAGUACGAGACUGGUACGCAACAGUACCUAACCAUCGCCCUGAAACCAAAAAUGAAGAGCCAUUACCGUGGCCACAAAAUGGCUGUCUGGCUGAACCUGAUACCACAACUUCAUCGACCUGGAGACGACGACGUUUCUAUGCGGCAUCAUCAUUUUCGAGACAGGGGUGAUCACUUUUACGCAGGACCAGUAAGAGACGAAUGGUACACCCCACUGCCACUCGUGGGAACGACCAAAGCCAGUGCGUCCUCGACAACAGCAUGUAGCACAUCGACAGGAGAGGACGCAAUGGCCGAGGACAUCACUCCCAUCCUGGACGAUUCGGAAGACGACGCUGAACUUCUGCAAAGACUCGCUUCCCGUCACUACUACAGCACCACGACCGCCCUCGCCAUCACCGUAGGUGUUGGUUGCAUCCUCCUGGUGCUGAACAUGCUAAUAUUCGCCGGUAUCUAUUACCAAAGGGACAGAGACAAGAAGAGAGCAGCGAUGGACUGCACGCCGAAUGGUCAGGAAUCCCUUCCAAUGACCACCAGGUCGUCUAUGAAGGGCCCAGAAAGUCCCAGAUCGACCCACGAACCGCCACCGUGUUACACAACCCUGGCCAGAAGUCCUUCGAUCCAGGAACACCAACAGAUCACGCAAACACAGUCGUUGGAUUCGGACGACGCGGCGAAAAACGAGCUGAAAUCUGACCACGGGACCAGCAACACCAUCCACAAGGAUCCGAUACCGCCCAAACCACCGACCAGAACGACCAGCUCGCUGAGCACCGGUGGUAGCACUAACACCAUCAAGAAACGCGUGCAGAUACAAGAGAUAUCUGUAUAG
Messenger RNA from Dufourea novaeangliae, 2574 nucleotides. RefSeq names its product neuroligin-4, X-linked-like (gene NLG-5). Lineage: Eukaryota; Metazoa; Arthropoda; Insecta; Hymenoptera; Halictidae. Gene Ontology annotation, molecular function: neurexin family protein binding; signaling receptor activity. Gene Ontology annotation, cellular component: synapse; cell surface; postsynaptic membrane. The transcript is spliced from 9 exons. Gene Ontology annotation, biological process: synaptic vesicle endocytosis; modulation of chemical synaptic transmission; presynaptic membrane assembly. The coding region runs from base 1 to 2574 and encodes 857 amino acids. The record is from RefSeq and is a predicted model, not a curated record.